Messenger RNA from Apis mellifera (honey bee), 1246 nucleotides. RefSeq names its product probable uridine nucleosidase 2. Gene Ontology annotation, molecular function: hydrolase activity, hydrolyzing N-glycosyl compounds. The transcript is spliced from 6 exons. Bases 170 to 1168 code for a protein of 332 amino acids. The record is from RefSeq and is a predicted model, not a curated record. NCBI's taxonomy places the organism in Eukaryota, Metazoa, Arthropoda, Insecta, Hymenoptera, Apidae.
ACUUCCCGGUCUAUCAACUUCUCUGUUUGGUAUAUGCCAUACGCCCUGUAAAGAUAAGCGAUAUAUUUACAUUGAGAUAAAAAAGUUGAAUAAACCAUGAUUAUUUGAUCAUAAUAGUAUUCGAAUAUAAAAUUAAAUUUAUUAAUCCAAAAAAUAAAUAGAAAAAAAAAUGAAGAUACAUAUGUUUUAUUGUAAGCUUUUAGCUACAAUCUCAUUAUGUGUGAUAUUAUAUAAUAUCAGGUUUAUCAAUGCAUUGGAAAAAAUUAUAAUAGAUACAGAUGCUGGGGCAGAUGAUGCAGUAGCUAUAUUUUUAAUUCUUAAGUCUACAAAUAAUAUUUUAGCAAUUACUUGCUCUUAUGGAAAUACAUAUGUGGAAAAUGUAGUUAUUAAUGUACUUAAAAUCUUAACCAUUGCCAAUAGAAGUGACAUACCGGUAUAUAAAGGAGCACAAAAGGCAUUAAUAAAUGAAUAUAAACAUGAUGAUAGUUUUUUUGGUUCUGAUGGUCUUGGAGAUUUUAAUUUUACCGAAAAUAUAAUUGCUAAAGUAGAUGAAAGUAAACAUGCAGCUGUAGCUCUCAUAGACAUAGUAAAACAAUAUCCAAAUCAAAUAACUUUAUUAAGUAUUGGUCCAUUAACAAAUAUUGCCACAGCAAUUGCAUUGGAACCUUUAUUUUUAAAGUAUUUAAAAAAUCAUAUUAUAUUAGGUUCCAGUAUUUCUGGAAUUGGUAAUAUUCUACCUAAUGUUGAAUUUAAUUUUUAUCAAGAUCCAGAAAGUAAUUAUAUGGUUUUGAAUAAAACCACUAACACAACUAUUUUAUUUCCAUGGGAGACAGCAAUUCAAAGUUAUAUAUCUAUGGAUUGGCGUAAAAAUGUAUUGGGAAAGAUAAAUUCUACUAUUAUAAAUUUUUUAAAUAAAGCGGAACGAAUAAAUUUGUCGAACUCUAAUUCGUGGUAUGCUUCUGAUGCAAUGGCUGCUGCAACUAUGUUAUGGCCACAACUUAUAAUAAAAUCCAUAGAAACCAAUGUACAACCUGUAAUUGACGGACUCGCAAGAGGUUCAAUACUUGUGGAUUAUACUAAUUUAACUAAGAAAUCAAAAAAUGCAAGAAUUAUACAAUCAUUUGAUACAGCUACUUUCCAACAAUUCUUAUUGGAAAAAUUUUCUUAAAUUUAUCAAAAUUUAUUUUAUCUAUUUUGCAAAUAUAUAUGUAAUUAAAUAUAAUAUAAAAUACUUACAUUGAAAAAA